Messenger RNA from Solea solea (common sole), 9200 nucleotides. RefSeq names its product myosin XVAa (gene myo15aa). The record is from RefSeq and is a predicted model, not a curated record. The coding region runs from base 26 to 8164 and encodes 2712 amino acids. Gene Ontology annotation, molecular function: protein binding; cytoskeletal motor activity; ATP binding. The transcript is spliced from 65 exons. Gene Ontology annotation, cellular component: cytoskeleton; myosin complex. Lineage: Eukaryota; Metazoa; Chordata; Actinopteri; Pleuronectiformes; Soleidae.
AUUUCUGACACAUCAAAAAGAGGAGAUGCAAGUAUCAUCACCGGGGCUAUCGGGUGCCCUGAUGAAUGUAAAUCUGCGCAAGGCAAAAUUCCAGCUCCCAGAGGGAUCGUCACUCUUUUCAAGGAACCAACCACAAACUUCUACCUCUGCCCACUCUGGUCCUGGCCUCUCUGCUGCCUUGAUGAACACCAACCUCAGAAGUGCCUCCUACAGUCUCCCAAGUGCAUCACUUUUGAGGCAGCCUGGUUCUGCUGAUACCUCUGACCCACAGACUCUUGAUCUUUCCAAUGCUCUUCGCAAUAAGAACCUACGAUCCGCCACCUUCCGUUUGCCAGAUGGAACUCUGAUGACGCAUUCUCAGCCUGCUUCUUCACCCCGAACACUUGACCUGUCUAAUGCUUUGUCAAAGAACCCAAACCUUCGUGGGGCAAAUUACCGUCUCCCCGAUGGUAAUAUUAUGACACGACUUGGUGCUCCGAGGACUCCAGAACCACGUUCACUUGACCUCUCAGGUGCCCUACUGAACCCUCACAUCAGACAAGCUUCUUUCCACCUCCCCUCAUAUGCAGUAGUGUCACCCCAGGCAAAGGGAUCUGGCCUUGAAGAACACUGGGCUCAGGGAUCUGGAAUUGAUGGCUUAGUACUGCAGCAGGAUGUGGACGUAUGGGGUGCAGAGACAAUACUACCGCAUGGUACAGUGCAGAACCUCAAUAAGUGGUCCAUGUAUAGAGACGGGGAACUACUGGAGCCCCAUAUUGUGAUGGGACCUGGACACAUGGGCCUUGUACCAGGGGGAUGGAAUCUCAGCAGGGAGGGGGAACCACAGGGGCACUGGUUUGACAAGAUAUACUCAAUCAGGAGCUUGUCCACCAUGAAUCACCGGGAGCUAAGAGAGGGCGAUGGAGUGGAAGAUAUGACACAGCUUGAGGAGAUGCAUGAAGGGAGUGUUCUGCUGAACAUGAAGAAAAGAUUUGAUAGAGAAAUCAUUUAUACAUACAUAGGUAGUAUUCUGGUGUCCGUAAACCCCUACAAGAUGUACAAUAUUUAUGGGACAGACAUGGUGCUGCUUUACAAAGGUCAUGCUCUGGGAGAGAAUCCUCCGCAUUUGUUUGCCAUAGCAAAUGCUGCUUAUUCCAAAAUGAUGGAUGCCAAACACAACCAAGUCAUAAUAAUCAGUGGGGAGAGCGGUGCGGGGAAAACUGAGGCCACCAAACUAGUCCUUCGCUACCUAGCAGCAAUACACCACAAAUAUAAUGUGGCGCAGCAGAUACUUGAGGCAGCUCCUCUGCUGGAAUCCUUUGGAAAUGCCAAAACUGUGCGGAAUGAUAAUUCCAGUCGCUUUGGGAAAUACAUAGAGGUCUUUCUGGAGGAUGGUGUGAUCAGCGGUGCCAUAACCUCUCAGUAUCUGUUGGAAAAGUCUCGUAUUGUCUUCCAGGCCAAAGAUGAGAGGAACUAUCACAUCUUCUACGAGAUGCUGGCAGGUCUUCCUUCGCAGCAGAAGCAGACCUUCUACCUACAAGAGGCUGAGACCUACUAUUACCUCAACCAGGGAGGGGAUUGUGGAAUAUCAGGAAAGAGUGAUUCAGAAGAUUUCCUGCGUCUGCUUGCUGCCAUGGAGAUCCUCCACUUCACCCCUGACGACCAGUCGGCCAUCUUUCGAGUUCUUUCUUCCAUACUGCACCUGGGCAAUGUCUACUUUCAAAAAUAUGAGGCUGAUGGCCAGGAGGUGGCGUCAGUGGUCAGUGCACAGGAGAUCAGAGUGGUGGCAGAGCUGCUGCAGAUUUCUCCAGAAGGACUACAGAAAGCCAUCACCCACAAAGUCACAGAGACGAUGAGGGAGAAGAUCUACACCCCACUGACUGUAGAAAGUGCUGUUGAUGCCAGAGAUGCUGUUGCCAAGAUCCUGUACUCGCUGCUCUUCCACUGGUUAACAGAGAGGAUCAACGCUCAGGUGUACCCGCGCCAACACUCCCUCUCCAUCUCCAUCCUGGACAUUUACGGAUUUGAGGAUCUGGCCUUCAACAGCUUUGAGCAGCUUUGCAUUAAUUAUGCAAAUGAGUACCUGCAGUUCUUCUUCAACAGGAUCAUAUUCAGGGAGGAGCAGGAGGAGUACAGCCGGGAACAGAUCCCCUGGCAGGACAUCCCAUUCAAUGACAACCAGCCCUGCAUCGACCUCAUCGCCACAAAGCCUCAUGGGAUACUGAGGAUUCUGGAUGAUCAGAGCUGCUUCCCACAGGCAACAGACCACACUUUCCUCCAAAAGUGUCACUAUCACCAUGGCAACAACCCGCUUUAUCUGAAGCCAAAGAUGCCACUCCCAGAAUUCACCAUCAAGCACUUUGCUGGCCGGGUCAACUACCAGGUUUACAAGUUCCUCGAUAAGAACUACGACCAGGUUCGACAGGACGUCCUGGAUCUAUUCAUCCAGAGCAAGAACAAGAUGGUCUCAAACCUAUUCCAGAGUCACGCAGAGGUCAUGGGUCAACAAAGAGGAGGUCACAUGAGGAAAAGCAGCACAGUCACCAGGAAAUACCAGGCAUCCACUGUCAGCAGCAAGUUCCAACAGUCCCUGCUUGAGCUUGUGGAGAAGAUGGAGAGGUGCAAUCCUUUUUUCGUUCGCUGCAUUAAGCCAAAUAAUAUGAAGCAACCAGGUGUGUUUGAAGAUGAGCUGGUGAGCAGCCAGCUGCGACACUCGGGCGUCCUUGAAACCAUUCGUAUCCGCAGAGAGGGAUAUCCUGUCAGAAUGCCAUUCUACGUUUUCCUCUUCAGGUAUAAGUCUCUGGUAGGGAUGCGGGAGCUUCCAGCUGCAAACGGAGAGAACUGUGUGGUGAUGCUCAGUAAACUGUGUCCGCUUAGACCAGGAGCGUACCAUGUCGGAGUCACAAAGAUUUUUUUGAAGGAGGACGUCUUCCAGUUGCUGGAGUGUAAGCGGGAGCGCUCACGUGAUCUCGCCGCUCUCACUCUGCAGCGAUACACCCGUAUGUUCUUUGUGAGGAAGCGCUUCACGGCCUUCCGCAAAAAGAUCAUCGGGCUGCAGGCGCAGUGCCGAGGCUUCCUGACCAGAAAGCGCUAUGUGAAAAUGAGGCAGAGUCUGGUCCGAUUCCGCUCCAUUGUCCACAUGUAUGUCAACCGCAAGCAAUACAUCAAGAUGAAGUUUAACGCUCAGAGGAAAGCUCAGGAGGAGCAGAGGAGGAGAGACAUGGAGCUGACCAAGAGGGAGGUGGUGAAUGUCACACACUUGGUGAUUCCUGCAGAGCUGGGCGCUUUACUGCAGACAGUAGGAGUCAGGAGGGAGCUGCACUCGGACUGUUUGGCUCUGCUUCAGGCGCCUCAUAUCCAGGAAGAGGCUCAACUCACCCUGCCUCUGGACAUCAACAACUACCCGUUCUACCGCUAUGUACAGGUCUACUUUAAGGAACCAAAGUUUGGGAUGUUGACAGCUCCUCUGGAGUCACCGCUUACCCGAGUUGAAGAAGAUCUGAAAGGGGAAGCGUUGGAGCUUUUCAUCAUGGUCUUAAGGUUCAUGGGCGACCCUCACCUGAACGGGGCUCAGGAAAACAUGUUUGGGAAUUACAUCGUCCAAAGGGGCCUGAUGUCUCCAGGGCUACGGGACGAGAUCCUGUCUCAGGUCGUCAACCAGGUGUGGAGGAACAUAAACCUGGACAACGCAGAGAGAGGCUGGCUGCUGCUGUUAGCGUGUGUCUGCAGCUUUGCCCCGUCGCCCAAGAUGGAAAAAUAUCUGCUGAAGUUUGUAUCAGACCAUGCCCCUGCUGGCUACCAGGCGCUACUGCAACACAGAAUCAUCCAAGCCAAUCAGAAGACACAGUUAGGCUUAGGCUCCACCCACGAGACUGCAAGGACCUAUCCACUGUCACUGCUGGAGUGGACGGCCAAUAGGAAGAAGGCUAACAUGGUGUUGCACAUGCACUGUUUUGAUGGUCGGACAUUGCUGUGUCCGGUCCAUUCCUGGACUAGCGGGGAGGAAUUAGCAGGGGACAUCCUGCGCCACAGGGGUGUGUCUGACUUGUGGAAAGGGAGUUCAGUUCUGAUGAAGGAGCAUGGCCAGUGGGUGGAGUUAGCGGGUCACGACUACGUGAUGGAUCUGAUUGCAGAUCUGGAGCUUCCAACUGACUUCCCGAAGCAGAAGAGCUACUUUGUCAUCAGCACCGAUGACCCGGCUCGAAUCAGAGCUAAUGCCAGUCUCACUUUGGUCGGCACUGGCUUUGACUCAGAUGAGGAGCUUGUUCCGUCUUUUCCUUUGAGCAACAGCAGACCAGCCUACAGUCUGCCUGACUCUGAUGGUUACUACAGCCAUGCAGAGUCAGAUGCGUUCAGCGAUGGUCAGACUCAGAGAGGGAUGGACCGUUACCUGGACAGUCUGUUUGACCCUGUGCUCUCAGACAGCAGCAUCGACAUGGAAAAGGCUGGAAGUUUGUCAGCGAGGAUGAAAGGUGGAGGCGGAAUAGGCAUCACGGGAGGAGGAGGAGGGGAGGAGACUCGUACGUCUCCCGGCCGGCCUUAUCCACCAGGAAUACAUCCUGGAGCUGUGCCAGUUCUUCCAGUAGCAGGAGGAAUGAUGCCACCCAUCCCUGCCAUGCCCAUCCCCUCCCACCACCAUCACCACGAGCAACACCAACAACAGCAGCAGCAGCCACAACCACAACCACAACCGCAGCCGCAACAACAGUACCACCAAUACAACCGUCCCCAACCCCCACAUCCCCAGCAGCCUUAUCCUGCCACCACUCCCGCCACACAAGUGGCCCCAACUCGUGCACCCACUGCUGCGCUCCCUGCGCCCCGUGUUCCUGAGGUCCCUGCUCAGUCGGCCACUCCCUCACUCCCAGCCACACCUGUAGUUCCAGGCCUACCUGUCAUGACAGGUGUGCCAGGAUCAGAGCAGGCAGUGUUGACUCAGCAGCAGCAGGCCAUUAUCAACCAGCAAGCUAUUAUCCUGGCCCAGCAGAUGACCAUGCAGGCCAUUGCGAUCCAGCAGCAGAUGUUGUCCUCCUUCCCUCCUGUAGCUCCAGCCCCACAGUCACCGCAGUCACAUCAUCACACACAGUCACAGCAACGCUCCCACACACCCAGUCCCACUAAAGACAGUGACGCCUCCGCACACAAGCCUGGUUCUGCGUCUGUUCAUCGGAAAACAAGCCCGACGCGCGCCCCCCCUCCUGAGGAUGUGGUCCGAUCCAGUGCGAGUAACGCCGAGCGCGUGGAGCCCAGCCAUGACAUCAAAGACAUCAUCAAACAGCACCAGCCUGCUGCUACAACAACUUCUACUGGAAGCGUCACACAGAGAAAAGGUGACGGAAAAAUGUUUUCAAAGAAGCCAGAUCCUCACGAUGAAGCUAUGGAGAUCCUCAAAGACCAGAUGGCAAACCCACCACAGCCGAUGCAGAGAAAGACUCAGUCCUCUCAACAUAAAGACCAAGGCGGCGUCAAGUUUACUAAGUCGAGCAGGUCUCGUCCAGCAGGAACAACUAGCUCCAACAUAAGCCCCGCCCCUCCUCCAGUCUCCAGAGAGUUGCCGGUAGAGGAGGAAAUCAUUCAGACUCAACUCCACAGCAGAGCCAGUGAUGAAUAUUACACUUACUCCAACGUCCCCUGGAAGCUCUACAUGAGGAAAGAGGUUUUCUACCCUAAAGAAACCCUCAACAAUCCACUUUCUCUGGACCUGAUCUUCAGACAGGUUAUUCAUGACACCUUCUCUGAGGCCUGUAUCCGCAUCACUCAGGAGGAGAGACAGAAGAUGAAAGCUCUCCUUGUGGCGAAUAAUGUGGAUCAGGGUUCGGGAACGCAUGAUGAGAAAAUAAAGAAGGAAGUGGUCUCCAUGGCCAAAGACUCAUGGGAGAUCUACUUUUCCCGCCUCUUUCCGGCAUCUGGCAGUGUGGGGACAGGGGUGCAAGUGCUGUCUGUGUCUCAUAAAGGCAUCAAGCUGCUGAAGAUGGUGCGGAGCAGUUCCUCUGCCUCGGAUUACUUCCGAGUGCUGAGGCCUUACGGCUACUCGGACAUCCUGUUUGUGUCGAUUCCAUCUAAGAACAUGCUGGAGUUCAACCUGACCAACGAGAAGUUGAUCUUGUUCUCUGCCAAGGCCCCGCAGGUCAAACACAUGAUUGACUACUUCCUCACAGAGCUCAAGAAGGACUCGGAGUAUGUGGUGGCUGUGAGGAACUACAUCACCGAAGACAGGACUCUGCUCAGCUUCCACAAAGGAGACAUCAUCAGGCUGCAGCACAUGGACGGGCUGGAGGCUGGCAAAUAUUAUGGCUGCAUAGUGAGGAAGAAGGUCAUGCUUCUGGAGGAAAUAAAGAGAGACACUCCUGAGUUUGGCUGGCGGUUCGGGGCUGUGUAUGGAAAGUCGGGAGUGUUUCCCAGCGAGUACGUCCAUCCUGUGGCUGCUCCAGACUUUCUGAUUCUCCCCGAUGAACGGACGGAGCCUCGACACAGACAGGGACGAGUCGCUGCCUCUGCUGCUGUUGCCGUAGCGAUGGGCUCGGCGGUCGCUGCCCACGAGCUUGACCUCUCCACAGAGGUAGUAAAUGAGAUGUACGGGGACAGUCUGAGCGGUGAACAGGACGAGCUGCCUCUGCAAGGUGGCCAGUACAACAUGGUUGAGUUUGCCAGGAAGUACUUCAGAGAGGCCCAGAAGAACAAGAGUGAUCAGAAAGCCAAAAAGGGGAAGGAGGGCAGGGAGCCUGUUGAUAUGGUUAAAUUCUCCAAGUCUCCAAUCCAGGAGUCUCUGAUCGAUUUCUCAGACAGCGGAAUGAACAGAGUGGCUACCGACAUCUUCGUAGCCAUAAUGAAGUUCAUGGGAGACUUCCCACUGAAAGGGCAAACUGAACAGGACCUGGUCGCCACUAUUCUGAAGUUAAGCAGUGACCAUGGCCUGAUUAAGGAUGAAGCCUACUGCCAGGUGAUGAAGCAAGUCACCGCUAACACCAGCUCCAAACCGGACAGUUGUCAGAGAGGAUGGAGGCUGCUUUACAUCCUGACAGCUUUUCACCGCUGCUCUGAUGUGAUGAAGCCGUUUCUGUUGAAGUUUCUGCAGGACGCGUGUGCCGGCCCCGGAGUUCUGUACCAAGGUAUUGCCAAGGCAUGUGAGCAGAAUCUGAUGAGGACUUUUCAAUAUGGUGGACGUAUACAGUAUCCCAACAAUAUGGAACUCAAAGCCAUGCUGGCUGGGCGGAGCUCCAAGAGACAGCUGUUCUUGCUGCCAGGUGGGAUUGAAAGGCACUUGAAAAUCAAGACGUGCUCUGUAUCUAUGGAUGCCAUCGAGGAGCUUUGUUAUGAGAUGGGACUGCACAGAGUGGAGGCAUUGGAUGAAUAUGCCAUCUUUUUGGUCACACACAAAGGUCAGAAUGUGCGUCCCCUAAACAAGCGUGAAUACAUCCUGGACAUUGUUACGGAGGCCGAGCCCGUGGACGCUAACUACAGUCUGUGGUUCAGAAGAGUCAUAUGGAGUCUGGCUCUGAAGCUCGAUAAUGAACUUUAUGUCACCAUGCACUAUAACCAGGUCUUGCCAGACUACCUGAAGGCCCUGCUCAGUGUGGUUCCUCAGGGUAAAGUCAGUGAACAGCAUCUCCAGCAGAUUGCCAGACUGGCUGCCCUUCAGCACCGUGCCAAGGACACCAGCUACCUGCCCACCCUUCGUGAGGUGCAGGAGUGUGUCCCACCGCAGUUCUACGGCAAACAAGGUUCACAGCAUUGGCUGAACAUGGCAACUCAACACAUGCAGCAGGUCCAGCCGAUAAACCCACACCAGGCCCGUGCACAGUUUCUUGGUCUGGUCAGUGCCUUCCCCAUGUUUGGCUCCUCUUUCUUCUACAUCCAGAGUUCGAGCACUGCAUCCAUCCAUGCCCCGUGCAUCCUGGCUGUAAAUCUGAACGGACUACACUUUCUCAACAAAGACACUCACGAGGCCAUGGUGCGUUUCCCUCUGAAGGAAGUCCAGUCAACUCGCACCCAGAGACCAACCUCAGGCUCUAGUUACCCGUAUGUGGAGAUAAUGAUAGGGGACCUGCUCAACCAGCGCAUCACACAGUUACAACUGGAGCAGGGCUUGGAGCUGUGCCGAGUCAUUGCCAUGCACAUGGAGAACAUGUUGUCAGUCAGAGAAAAGAGACUCACUCUGCCACCAAGUGAAAUUACCCUUUUAUAGCACGCACACACUGUAUAUAACACUGUAUGCCUUAUAAAUAUACUUCAUCUACCUCUGUUUAAAAAAAAUAGAGUAUUUUGAUAUUUAAAAUUAAUGUUUCUUGUUUAAAUGUAUGUUGGUGACGCUGAUGACAGAGUUUUGUGGGAAAGGACAUAUUUCCAUAAUCUUAUUUUUAUCAUCAAAUUGUCUGGGCCAUUAUUUUCCCCAAUUUUAUUGUUUUUUUGUGAACUUGUUUGGUCCAACAUGCAGUCCAAAACCAAAAGAUAUUCAGUUUGCCACAUAACUUUUUGUAGCUGUAAUCAAGACAAUUUCGGGCCUUUUUGAUUAAUUUCCUUGAAUUCAUCAGAAUUAUUGCACAUUUGCUUAAUAAACUUGUUUUCACUCUUUUCGGAAUCUAUUCAACAAUAAACUAGUAUCUCUGUGCAUGGUACAGCACAUCGUUAUAUACCUGUGCCAUGCAUGUACUUACAGUAUGUGCACAAUAAUGAGUCUGUGAUGCAGUUGGUGGUUUAGACUCAUUGUUAAUGAUUUUUUAGUUUCAUAUUUUUUUAGCCAGAACUGCUUAAAAUCAUGUUUGCCGUGGUUGCUGGACAGGACUUUAUUAACUUAAACUUCCCCACGUCAGAAGAAUAUUAUGAUUUGAUCAUUGAGUUGUACCACGGAUCAAGGGUAAAACUGCUGCUGUAGUUGGCUUUGCACAAGUUAAGAAACAUUUGCAAACUUAAUUUUAGCUGUUUCAUAUGUUUAGCAUCAUUUGAUGCUUGUGAUUUGAAAUGAAAUAUUGUUAAGUUCAGGCCUGCAUUACAUUGGCUUCAUUUAAUGGGCCUUCUUUCUUUAUUUAUUUUUUAUUUACUUUACCUAAUUUUGCCUUUCUUUGGUUGUGAAUUGAAGUUGUGAAAAAGAAGGAAAUUAUACUGAUGCAUGUGCAUGUUUUAUAGACCCCCCCAUCAUUGAACACUUUGCACUAAGACAAAAUAUUUAUACACAAUAUAUGAUAAUGUAUAUAAUAUAUACAAUGUAUAUACCUUUUUUAAAU